CCCUAGCAAUGGCGUUUCUCUUGCGCAUUCGAACAUCGGAAUCUCUCGUCCAGAACGUGAUUCAAUUCCGAUUCGUAUCCACCAAUUUAUCUAUCCACACACCGAACUCCAAGACCUCGCUCACUAGCAAGCAGAAGAAGAGCCGGGCUAUUCUCUCCCUUCUCAAAACCGAGAAUAAUCCGGAUCGAAUCCUCGAAAUCUGCAGAUCCGCUUCUCUAACCCCUGAUUACCACGUCGACCGCGUCGCCUUCUCCGUCGCGGUCGUGACACUGGCGAGCGAGAAACACUUCGUCGCUGUUUCGCAGCUUCUCGACGGUUUCAUCCAGAACCAACCAUAUCCCAAAUCCGAGAGUUUCGCUGCUCGCGCCAUUAUUCUAUACGGCCGAGCAAAUAUGCUCGAUCGAUCUUUACAGACAUUUCGUGACCUCGAGCAAUACGAGAUCCCAAGGACGGUGAAGUCUCUGAAUGCUCUUCUUUACGCUUGCUUGAUGGCGAAGGAUUACAAUGAAGCGAGACGGGUCUACUUCGAAAUGCCGAAGAUCUAUGGCAUCGAACCUGAUCUCGAAACUUACAAUCUAAUGAUAAAAGUGUUGUGUGAAUCCGGUUCAACGAGCUCCUCAUACUCCAUUGUUGCAGAGAUGGAGAGGAAAUUGGUAAAGCCUACAGCUUCUAGCUUCGGGCUAAUGAUUGCUGGUUUUUACAAGGAGGACAAGUAUGAUGAUGUGAGGAAAGUGUUGAGAGUAAUGAGAGAACUUGGAGUUCAUGUAGGUGUUGCUACAUACAACAUCAUGAUUCAUUGUUUGUGUAAAAGGAAGAAAUCUGCAGAAGCAAAGGCCUUGCUUGAUGGGGUUGUGUCUAGUAGGAUGAGACCGAAUUCUGUGACGUAUUCGCAUUUGAUUCAUGGGUUUUGCAGCGAGGGGAAUUUGGAUGAGGCGAUGAGUUUGUUCGAGGUCAUGGUGAGGAGUGGAUACAAGCCUGACAGUGAAUGUUACUUCACUCUGAUACAUUGCUUGUGCAAAGGAGGAGACUUUGAGACGGCUUUGAUCCUUUGUCGGGAGAGUAUGGAGAAGAACUGGGUUCCGAGUUUCAGUGUCAUGAAGUGGCUUGUUAGUGGACUAGCAAGUGUUUCGAAGGUUGAAGAAUCAAAGGAGCUCAUUGCGCAAGUGAAACAGAAGUUUACUAGAAAUGCUGACUUGUGGAAUGAAGUUGAAGCUGCAUUGCCUCUGUGAAACAUGUGGUGGUGAUUAUCAGUUUUCUCACUGAAAACUUUUGAACAUGUUGUAUAUAAAUGUCUUAUAACAUUUUUUUUCGAGUUGUUCAGUUUUGAUCUGAAAUAGUAUUGAUG
Molecule: messenger RNA, 1345 nt
Organism: Eutrema salsugineum
Lineage: Eukaryota; Viridiplantae; Streptophyta; Magnoliopsida; Brassicales; Brassicaceae
Product: pentatricopeptide repeat-containing protein At1g11630, mitochondrial
Exons: 1
Coding region: 9-1229 (406 amino acids)
Molecular function (GO): protein binding
Source: RefSeq, a predicted model, not a curated record